AGGUGUGGCUGGAGCGGCUUGGGAUGCGAGGUGGGCGGGGGCGGGCUGAAAGUUAGAGUAAGCAGGAAGUGAACCGAGGGCUGUCCCGGGAGGAAACACACUAGGCGAGUUCAGCUGCCGACAGGCCGUACCACUCGGGAGACAUGGAGGAUGCCAGUGGAGGCAGAGGAGAUGACCGGGUGCGGGACCUGCAGAGCGAGGUGGAGGGAGUCAAGAAUAUUAUGACCCAGAAUGUGGAGAGGAUCCUGGCCCGAGGAGAAAACCUGGACCAUCUCCGCAACAAGACAGAGGACCUGGAAGCCACAUCUGAGCACUUCAAGACAACAUCACAGAAAGUGGCUCGGAAGUUCUGGUGGAAGAAUGUGAAGAUGAUUGUCCUCAUCUGCGCGAUUGUCUUCAUCAUCAUCCUCUUCAUCGUGCUCUUUGCCACUGGUGUCAUUCCUGUUUAGAGAGCCCCUCCCGCACUGCCUCCUCUCCUGGGCCAACCCUCUGUAGCUGAUGCCAAGAGGGGCCCUGUCUCCCGCCCACCUCCACAGAGAGUGCUGCUGGGUCCAGUCCUCCGGCUCCUUGCCUGAGGACCCUCUACACAUUGCCUGCCCCAGGGAGCACCUUGGUCCCUUGGAAGGAGAGAGCUGGACUGUGGUUGCGUUUCACGGGUCCUCAGAGUGGGCUGGAGAGACCCAGAGGGCCCAGUAUGUGGCUAGGAAACUGUUGGUGGCCUGUGGGUAAUAAAGACCUUUCAGUAUC
Molecule: messenger RNA, 747 nt
Organism: Trichechus manatus latirostris (Florida manatee)
Lineage: Eukaryota; Metazoa; Chordata; Mammalia; Sirenia; Trichechidae
Gene: VAMP8
Product: vesicle associated membrane protein 8
Exons: 3
Coding region: 144-449 (101 amino acids)
Biological process (GO): vesicle-mediated transport; mucus secretion; vesicle fusion
Cellular component (GO): mucin granule; plasma membrane; SNARE complex
Molecular function (GO): SNAP receptor activity; syntaxin binding
Source: RefSeq, a predicted model, not a curated record